Molecule: messenger RNA, 10836 nt
Organism: Pundamilia nyererei
Lineage: Eukaryota; Metazoa; Chordata; Actinopteri; Cichliformes; Cichlidae
Gene: chd7
Product: chromodomain helicase DNA binding protein 7
Exons: 40
Coding region: 458-10399 (3313 amino acids)
Molecular function (GO): ATP binding; protein binding
Source: RefSeq, a predicted model, not a curated record
GGGAGCGCGCCCCCCCUGGCCGAGGAAGGUGAGCGAGUGUCUGGAGGGGAGGACUCGGGAGCGCGACCAGCCGAGGGAUCGAUCGGAUUAAACUCGAUUUGAGUGAAAUUAACACAAAGGAGAGAAGAGCAACGCACAGUAGUCGGCGAGGUCGCGGAUGCGAGAUACGCCGGAGAAAUAAUUCAUGAAAAACACGAAACUUGAACUUUUUUCCCUCUGUUUAUUUAUAUUUCAAACUGAAAAGGACCACCGUGGAUUUUUUUCAAGCAAGCGGAGAUACUAACCCUACUAACGAGGAGUUGAUUUGAUAAAGAGCCCGAAGUGACCGAGCUUGUUGGAAACCUUCAUGAGGACCAUGGUGGAAAGCUUCAAAUUAGCAGCUAUCUGAUUAGCUUCUCACUGCACAACAAAUCUCCCUCCAUCCAGUCCCCGCCAUCUGUGGGGCCUCCAUCCAGUCAUGGCGGACCCUGGGAUGUUGAGCUUAUUCGGGGACGACCCAGGGCUGUUCUCAGAUGGGUUAGAUGGUUUAGGAGACUGCUUUCCUCAGCAGUCGGUCCCAGGCCAGUCUGCUCCUCUUGCCCAGCAGACAAAUUCCGCUCUGAACCAUGAACACCAGGGAAGCAGGGGAUACCACCAGGGGAUGAUGCAUGGGAGUGGGCCUACCCCAGCACAGCCUAAAUUGGGGCAAAUGUACGACCAUGGCCCGUAUACAGGCUAUGAUCAAGCCGGCACCCCUGGAGGACGAAUGAUGGCUCAGAAUGGCCCCAGCCAGGGUCCCCCAAAUGUGAACACGGCUAUGAAUGGCAUGACCUCCCACUACCACAGUAACCCAGCUAACGCUAGCAACCCCCACCAUGGGUACCAGGGUGAUACUGGAGGAGGAGGAGGAGGUGGGGGAGUUUGGGGCCAGCAGCAGCAGCAGCAGACCAGACCAGCUUAUCCACAGGCUCCAGCACAACCAGGGGCUACUCCCAACCAGAUGGGAAGCUACCAAAUGUCUCAAGGCAAUUAUGGUGGGAUUCAAGGUCCACCCACAUCUAAUGCAGCCCGCAUGAAUCAACACUACCCUCCACAGAGCAUGGCACCCCCUCCUGCUCAGGACACAUCUCACUACUUGGGACAUGUUGGAAUCGGGGGUAACCAGAUGAGACACCCUCAGCCUCAGGCACAAUCCCAAGGCUAUCCCAAUAUGGGACACACAUCCCGAUAUCCACACUCCCCAUCCAGACAGCCGCCGCACCCCCACCACCAACAAGGCAUGGGAGGGUUUGGGGGUACUCAGUACUCUGGCUAUCAGCCCCAGUAUGGUGCCAUAGGACCUGGGAUGGGCCAGGCUCCUAAUACUAAUGUCAGUGCUAAUGCUAGCCAGCCCAUGGGAUCAGGGCAGCUUGGCCAGAGGUUUAACCAGGGAACAGGCCCGGCAGCAGGGCAGCAGGGACAACGAUACCCCCCUGGACCACCACACCAAGCCCAUCAGACUCAUUCUGCCCCGAUGCAGCAGCAGGCAGGGCAGCAGAGCCAGCCUAUGCACCCCCUAAACCACCCGCAAAAUAUGUCCCAACCCCAAAACCAAGCCCAGUCCCAUCUUGCCCCCCCAGCUCAGGGAACCUACUCCUCUCCUUCAUCCAUGUCCCCAAUGCGGGUUUUGGGAGCCCCGACCCCUCCUCCUGCCCAACAGGGCAGACCUCCUAGCACAGGGCUAGCUGGGCCCCCAGAGGUUGCAGGAUACACAGCAAUGCAUUCUCCACCCAGUGCUAUGGCCCAUCCACAGAGGACUCCACAAACCCCGCUGCCUGCCCCACACCCCCAACACCAGCAACCCCAUAGCAUGGCCCCCAGUGCGGGGCAGAUGUAUCCUGGUAUGGGGCCACAGCGUGGCGCACAAAUGGGACCAAACAGGCCUCAGCUCCAGCAGCAGCAGGGGCACGAAGCCCCCGCAAGCCAGGGCGGAGACCAGCGUCUACUCCAGACCCAGCAGCAGGCCUCUCGAAGUGGGCAGCAUAUGCAGCCGGCACCCAUGAGUUUUCAGGGACCGCCUGUUGGUCAACAUGGAAUCCCGGCUCCAAACCAGGGCCUUGGGCCACCCACUCAGAGCCCUCAGACGCAGCACACACACCUGCCCUCACACCCUCAUCACUUGCAGAGCACGCCCCCUCCCCCCAACCAGGCCUCCCACCCGUGGGCACCUCCACCUUCUGCCUCCCACCCACUCUCCUCACCCCCUCUUACCCCACAGAAAGUGCCUCACAUACAGCAUUCCCCCACAGACCCGUCAGGUGACGUUUUGAUGGCGGUUCCUGACAGGCCAACAGUUGGUGCCGGUGCCCCCGGUCAGCCUAUCAGCACAGAGAAGCCCAACGACCAGGAGACCAAGCCAAAAAAGAAGAAGAAGAAGAAGGCAAAAGUAGUGGAUGGAGAGGAAGAAGGUACAGGGAAGAAAGCGGGAGAAGGACGCGAGGAAGACGUAAAGUCUGAAUUUCCAGGAACAGGAAGUGAUGGUGGUGAACACAUUACUGGCACAGAACUUUUAGAGGGAAGUUCACCACCGGUGGAAGAGAAGAAAAAACGGAAAAAGAAACCAAAGGAGAAGACUGAGGGCAAAGAGCCCAAGACCCCGAAGACGCCCAAAACACCCAAGACCCCCAAAGAGCCCAAGGAGAAGAAGGCCAAGAGCUCCACACCCAAGCCCAAGACUCCCAAAAAAAACAGUAAAAAAGUGGAGUCUGAGGGUGGGGCCAGUGCUGCUAAGAAGGAUUCAAAGAGAAAGAGAGAGUUCUCAGUCAACGAUGAUGCUGAGGUGAAGUCUCCACCUCUGUCUCCACCCGAGGAAGAGGAUGAUGAUGGCGUACAGAAGCGUCGGUCUAGCCGUCAGGUGAAGAGGAAGAGGUACACAGAGGAUCUGGAGUUCAGGAUCUCUGAAGACGAUGACAGCGGAGACGACUCGCCAUCGCCAAAGUCUCCAUCGUCCUCAUCGCAGCAACAGGAUGUGGCUGAAGCUGAAGGACCAGUUGUAGAGAAGAUCAUGGGCAUGCGCACCUCCAAAAAACAACGGGAGUCGGGGGAGGAAGUGGAGGUGGAGGAGUUCUACGUCAAGUUCAAGGGCUUUUCAUACCUCCACUGUCGCUGGGCUGACCUGGAGGAACUAGAAAAGGACAAGAGGAUACACCAGAAGGUCAAGAGGUUUAAGGCCAAGCAACAACUCAACACCUUUAUAACUGAGAUGGAUGAUGAGCCUUUUAACCCUGACUAUGUGGAGGUGGACCGUGUCCUGGACGUUUCAGAGAGCACAGAUGAAAAUGGAGAGACGGUGACCUUAUAUCUGGUGAAGUGGUGCAGUCUGCCUUACGAAGACUCCACCUGGGAGCUGAAGGCCGACAUCGACCAGUCCAAGAUAGACGAAUUUGAGCGUAUCGGAGCACGCACGCCCAACACUAAGAGAGUGGAUCGGCCUCCUGCAGCUGACUGGAAAAAGCUGGAGGGCUCCAGGGAAUACAGGAACGGCAACGCACUCAGGGAAUACCAGCUAGAAGGCCUGAACUGGCUGACUUUCAACUGGUACAACUCACGUAACUGUAUCUUGGCUGAUGAGAUGGGUCUGGGGAAGACCAUCCAGUCGAUUACAUUCCUCUAUGAGAUUUACAUGAAGGGCAUUGAAGGGCCGUUUCUGGUCAUCGCACCGCUCUCCACCAUUCCCAACUGGGAGAGAGAGUUCAGAACCUGGACUGAGCUCAACGUGGUGGUCUACCAUGGCAGUCAGGCCAGCCGGAAGACCAUCCAGGCCUAUGAGAUGUACUACAGAGAUGCACAGGGUAAAAUAAUAAAGGGAGUGUAUCGGUUCCAUGCGGUGAUAACAACUUUCGAGAUGAUUCUGGCUGACUGUCCAGAGCUGCGCAGCAUCCCGUGGCGCUGUGUGGUGAUAGAUGAAGCCCACCGUCUCAAAAACCGAAACUGCAAACUACUGGAGGGACUCAAAAUGAUGGACAUGGAGCACAAAGUUCUGUUGACAGGAACUCCUCUCCAGAAUACUGUGGAGGAGCUCUUCAGCUUACUGAACUUUCUGGAGCCGGAGAGAUUCCCAUCUGAACAAACAUUCAUGACUGAAUUUGGAGACCUUAAGACUGAAGAACAGGUUCAAAAACUGCAGGGCAUUCUGAAGCCCAUGAUGCUCAGAAGACUGAAGGAGGAUGUGGAAAAGAACCUGGCCCCGAAGGAGGAGACCAUAAUUGAGGUGGAGCUUACCAACAUCCAGAAAAAAUACUAUCGGGCCAUUCUGGAGAAGAACUUCUCUUUCCUGUCCAAAGGAGGGGCUGGAGGGGCUGGAGGCGGAGGAGCCAGUGUCCCCAACCUCCUCAACACCAUGAUGGAAUUGAGGAAAUGCUGCAACCACCCUUACCUCAUUAAUGGAGCGGAAGAAAAAAUCAUUGAGGAGUUCAGGGACUCCCAUAGUUGUGGGGCAGAUAUGCCAGACAUGGCCCUCCAAGCCAUGAUUCAGGCUGCCGGAAAGCUGGUGCUCAUUGACAAGCUGCUUCCCAAACUCAAAGCUGGCGGUCACAGAGUCCUGGUGUUCAGUCAGAUGGUCCGCUGUCUGGACAUCCUGGAGGACUACCUCAUCCAGAAACGAUAUCCAUAUGAACGUAUAGAUGGUAGAGUUCGUGGUAACCUGCGGCAGGCAGCCAUCGACCGCUUCUCUAGACCAGACUCGGAUCGUUUUGUCUUCCUGCUGUGCACGAGAGCUGGAGGACUCGGCAUCAACUUGACUGCAGCAGAUACCUGCAUUAUCUUUGACUCUGACUGGAAUCCCCAGAAUGACCUCCAGGCCCAGGCAAGGUGUCAUCGUAUUGGCCAGUCCAAGUCUGUCAAGAUCUACCGCCUAAUCACCAGGAACAGCUAUGAGAGGGAGAUGUUUGACAAGGCCAGCCUGAAGCUGGGACUUGACAAGGCCGUUCUCCAGAGCAUGAGUGGACGAGAGAAUGCCAACAGCGGGGUCCAGCAGUUGUCAAAGAAAGAAAUCGAGGACCUGCUGAGAAAGGGAGCGUACGGAGCUCUUAUGGACGAGGAAGACGAAGGCUCAAAAUUCUGCGAGGAAGACAUUGACCAGAUCCUCCAGAGACGAACGCACACCAUCACCAUUGAGUCCGAGGGCAAGGGCUCCACUUUUGCUAAGGCUAGUUUUGUUGCGACAGGCAACCGAACAGACAUUUCCCUGGAGGAUCCAGACUUCUGGCAGAAAUGGGCAAAGAAGGCUGAGCUAGACUUGGAUGCCAUCAAUGGACGGAACACGCUGGUUAUCGACACACCCAGAGUGAGGAAGCAGACACGGCACUUCAGCAGCGUCAAAGAGGAAGAGAUGCUGGAGUUCUCAGAGUUGGAGAGCGAUGAAGAUGAACCCAGCAAACCCUCAUCCAAACCACGGCGGCCCCAAGACAAAACGCAGGGCUACCCUCGAUCAGAGUGCUUCAGAGUGGAGAAGAACCUGCUGGUCUAUGGUUGGGGUAGAUGGAGCGACAUUCUGGCUCACGGCCGCUUCAAGCGCCCGCUGAAGGAGAGCGAUGUGGAAACAAUCUGCAGAGCCCUCCUGGCCUACUGUCUGUUACAUUACCGUGGAGAUGAAAACAUCAAAAGUUUCAUCUGGGACCUGAUCACUCCGAGCGAAGAUGGGACCACAAGGACGCUUACCAACCACUCUGGUCUCUCAACCCCUGUGCCCAGGGGCAGGAAGGGCAAAAAGGGGAAGCCCCAGGCCCCACCUCCACAGACGCCGCGUGCUGAUUGGCUGGCUAGCUGUAAUCCUGACCACUUACUGCAAGAGGAUAGCUACAAGAGACACCUGAAACAUCAUUGUAACAAGGUCCUGCUGAGAGUGAGAAUGCUGUAUUAUCUGCGACAGGAAGUCAUAGGUGACCAGGCUGAGCGCAUCCUGGAAGGUGCAGACUCCAGGUCAGUAGACUUUCUCAUAUCCUCCCACACCUGCAGGCGUCGAUUUCUGGUGUCUGUAUUUCUCAUGCCUUUCUCUUCCUCUUCAGGCUAUGAGAAGUACAACUCAAUGCGUGCUGACCCCGCCCUGUGUUUCUUGGAGCGAGUGGGCAUGCCAGACGCCAAAGCCAUUGCUGCUGAGCAGAGGGGCUCUGACAUGAUGGCAGAUGGUGUUGAGGGUGAGGAUGAGGAUCCCGAAUACAAGCCGCUGCGGAUGCCCUUUAAAGACGACAUGGAUGACUUCACCAACUCUCCACUUGAUGACAAAGAUGAGGGUGUAGAGGGAGAGAAUGAAGCAAAAUCAGAUGAAAACAGUCAGAGGGCUCCUGCUUCCAAUGAGCGCCUCUACUGGCCAGCAGCCUCAGCUCUGACAGCUCGUCUGCGCCGCCUCAUCACCGCCUACCAGCGCUCCAACCGGAGAGAGCAGCUUCGCCAGGAGGCACUCAACCGACCUGAUGGCCGGCGACGAAGACGCAGGGAGUUCCUGCCUUCAGUUGGUAUGGUUACUGAAACGGGAGGAGCAGCACCUUACAUCCAAGAUGGCGCAGGGAUGUUCAUGGCAGAAGGAAGCCCAUAUUUGGCUAAAGGAAGUGCUUAUUUUGUCAAAGGUGGACAGUUUAUGCCAGAGGCAUCUCCAGUGUUGAACGCCAGCUCCCUGGUGUCUGAGGGAGCAAUGUACUACAAGGAAAGAAGACAGAGAUGGACGCGUCGUGAAGAGGCCGACUUCUAUCGCGUUGUUUCAACCUUUGGAGUCGUUUUUGAUACCAAACGUCAGAAAUUUGAUUGGACACAGUUCAGAGCCUUUGCUCGACUGGACAAGAAAACAGACGAGAGUUUGGAGAAGUACUACUAUUCAUUCAUCGCCAUGUGUAAACGGGUCUGCAGAAUGCAAGUCAAGACUGAAACAGAACUUCCAGACCCGACUCUGAUCAUUGACCCCAUAACAGAGGAGCGUGCCUCUCGGACCCUCUACCGCAUCGAGCUUCUCCGCCGCAUCCGAGAGCAGGUCCUCCCUCACCCUCAGCUCUCUGAACGCCUCAAGCUCUGUCAGCCUUCCCCAGACCUUCCAGAGUGGUGGGAGUGUGGCCGCCACGACCGGGACCUCCUCCUGGGUGCUUCGAAACAUGGUGUGAGCCGCACAGAUUAUCACAUCUUGAACGACCCAACCUUGGCCUUCCUGGAGGCCCACCAACGCUUUACCAGCCAGCGAGGAGCCAACGUUAGCAUAGGAGCCUCAUUAGAGAUCACCAAAGCUGGGAUGGGAGGGGCAGAAAGUACCUCUGCUCCGCUCCUAACCCCUGCGGAACUGGCAAGUGCCACAGCUGCUGCCAAAAUUGCUGUCAAUGCAACAAAAGAGGAGGAGGUGGAAGAGAAGGCUGUAAAGAUGGAGGACGAGAAAGCAGAAAUGGUGGUCGAAAUGGAGGAAGGGGAUGCCAACAACAUUCCGUGUGCUAAAAUUGAAACUCCCGAUGAACAGAAGGAACAUGAGGGAGAGAUCAGAGAAGAUAAAGAUGAGACCGCUGCAUCACAAAGUAAGGAGAUCAAGAAAGAAGAGGAGGUCCAGCCAAAGGCAGAAAACGAAGAGGAAGAAGUGCACAAAGAAGAGCAAAGUGGUGAAGAAGAGAAACUAACCAAUGACCAGGACAAAGACCUGACAGAAGAGAAAAACGGCACACUCGGUGACCAGAAGGACACACUCGCUGAACUCCAACACUCCUCUCCUAAAGUGCAACCAGCUCAAAAGACUGCAGAGGAGGAAGAUGGAGAAGAAAAGGAGAACCCAGAGUCUCCUAAAUCUCCAAAGUCUGCUGACACAGAGAAAAGCCCAGAGGAGGAAGAGGAGGAGAGGCUAGAUGAAGAUGACAAAUCGGAGAAGUCUUCUCAGGCUGAAGUGAGUGCUGCGUCAGAGCAGAAGAACUUUGACGAGGAGAGCAUCGCAUCUCUGAGCACCUCGGCCCGGGAUGAAACCAGAGACGGCUUCUGCCCCGACGACCUGCCUGAAACCUCUGCAUUGCAGGCUUUACAGGACCGAGCCUUUGGCUUCUCAUUCUGGCCUAAGGAUCGAGUGAUGAUCAACAGGAUGGAUAACAUCUGCGAGGCCGUCCUGAAGGGCAAGUGGCCUGUCAACAGACGCCACGUAUUCGACUUCCCUGGCAACCUCCUGCCAGGGCACGGCUCCUCAGCAACAACAGCGGCUGCAGCCAUGGCGACCGAGAGCCCGCUCCAGAGGCGGAGCCUGGCUGAGCUGACAAUGGCCGGCAUCCAUACACCAUUUAGUGGGAGUGAAGAUAAAACACUAUCACCUCAGGUUCAUGAGGAGACUCUGAGCCUGACGGUGCCUCGACAGAGAAGGAGGAGGAGGAAAAAGAUUGAGAUUGAGGCAGAGAGGGCAGCCAAGAGACGUAACCUGAUGGAAAUGGUGGCACAGCUGAGAGAGAGCCAUGCUGCUGCCGAGUCCCAGAGCCAGGCUAUAGACCUCACCAAGGGUAUGCCCCAUCACCACAAGGCCUCUCCCUCACUGACCAGCUUCUCCAGUGCCCUGGUGACAAACUCCUCCCUCAAGGCGCAGAUGGAUUUGCUUCAGCAAGGCCCAGCGACUGGACACAGAGCCAACGGUUCGCUGGAGGCUGACCUGCCUGUCAUUAGGAGGAGGCGUGGCCGCAGGAAAAAUGUGGAGGGUUUGGAGCUGCUGUUCAUGGGCAACAGACGAACAGAAGGGGAUCAUGCAGAUGGGCCAAAGGUCUCAGGUGUGGAGGGGCUUCAGGAUGCUUCACGUGUCCACAAACCCCGCAAUGUCUCUGAGCAGAGCCCCAGUGCAAGAUCUCUCGCCUCAGGCAAUCUGGAGGAAGAAGAGACGGCGGUUUCCAACAAAGAGCUCGGCGAAUGGCUGAGGCAGCACCCAACGUACACCAUGGAUAUGCCUGGCUUCACACCAAAGAAUGAGGACUUGCUGCUGUCUCCGUUCUCUAAGCCUAAGCAGAAGCGCCAUCGUUGUCGAAACCCCAACAAGAUAGACAUCAACACACUGACGGGGGAUGAGAGAGUGCCUGUGGUCAACAGAAGGAAUGGACGCAAGAUGGGCGGAGCCAUGGCUCCUCCAAUGAAAGAGCUUCCCAGGUGGUUGCUGGAGAACCCAGAGUUUUCGAUUGCUCCUGAUUGGACAGAUAUUGUCAAACAGUCGGGUUUCCUCCCUGAAGCGAUGUUUGACCGCCUUCUGACCGGCCCUGUAGUCAGAGAGGAGGGCGUCCGCCGUCGGGGGCGUCGCCCCAAAUCUGAGAUCGCCAAGGCAGCUGCUGCUGCGCAGGCAGCUGCUGCAGCUCAGGCUGCACAGGCUUCACUGGCCACGGCUGCUUCAUCAGCAGGAGGCAUCAACCCUUUGCUGUUGAACAGUCUGUUUGGAGGGAUGGACCUGUCUUCUCUCCAGAGCCUUCAGUCUCUUCAGUUGGCUGCAGGUCUGAUGGCCUUCCCUCCUCCCACAGACCCCAAACAGGCCGCUGCCAAUGCCGCCGCCGCUUCCAUGCUGCCUCUCAUGCUGCCCGGCAUGGGAGGCCUUCCCAACAUGGCCACCGCCCUACCCAACAUGUUCAGCCUCGGCGGGCUCUUUGGUGGUAACCUGGCAACAGCCACAGCCGCUGCCCCAGCUCCACCCAACUCCACAGCCACCACCACAGCAGGCAAAACGAACGGAACAGCCGAAGGAGAGGAAGGAGACUGUGGCGAAACGGCAACAACAAAGAGGAAGAGGGAGGGAGAGGAGAGAGACGAAGCAGAAAACCGCAAUGAGGCGGGAGAGGACGAGGAGGCAGCUGAGGGAAACGAUGAAGGAGUGAAGAAGGCAAAGAGGAAGAAGAUGGAGAAAGAGGAUGGGGCAGAGAAAACUGAGGCAUCCCUCAGCGAAGACGCCGUGGCGUCUCAGAUCCCAGCUGCCGAUUCGUCAGCAGAGGCAACCAUCAACGGUGACGCUGCCACCCUGCUGGCUGCGGCUGGCAUGUCUGCUAACACCCUGGCAUUCAACCCCUUUCUUCUCUCCACCAUGGCCCCUGGUCUCCUCUACCCGUCUAUGUUCCUACCUCCAGGCCUUGGAGGGCUCAGCCUACCGGGCUUCCCCACCGCCUCCAACCUUGCUGAACUACAGAAUGCAAUGGCUGGAGCGCUGGGGGGCAGUGCUGGGACUCCAAAUGUCCUAAGAGACCAAGAGAAGGAGGACAAGAAGGCAGAUCUGAAAGCGGCAGCAGAAGAGGAGGAGGAAGAAGAGGAAGAGGAUGAAGAGGGAGGAGGAGAGAGUGACUUAGCUGAGGAGAAGGAGGGGGAGAUGAGAAGUGAGGCUGAUUAUUCAGCUUUAGAGGAUGGAGGGAUGGGCGAGGAGGAGGAAGAGGCGGCAGCAGAGGAAGCAGCAGCAUCUUCACAGAAGGACAAGAGUGACUGAACUAAAAUACAAAACUGACUGGCCUUGGACAUUUCUUCACCUCCUCCACCCACCACGUUUACACGCCUCCACCAGAAAUAUCCAAACUAUUAUAAAUUCUUUUUUUUUUCUUUGCAUUGUUGUUGAUGAUUUACUUUCACUUUGUUGUUUUUUUGGCCAGUUAUAUUUCCUAUGCGUCAGAGAGAACGAGGUUUGUGCGUGUUAAGUUAAAUCUUUCUGAUCGAUAGUGUAGUCAGGGAAAAUCCUCACAGCCGCUCGCCGAGUGCUCGGCUGCUCUUCAAAGACUGUUUCUUUUUGUCUGGUUGGCCUGUGUGCGCACACUGUGAACGGUGCACCCACGCUUCCCUCCCACAAUCCCUCAAACAAGACUUCACAAGGGUUCCAGUAGUACUACUAUUAUUAUUAUUAUUAUUAUUGUUAUUAUUAUUAUUGCUGCU